Messenger RNA from Penaeus monodon (black tiger shrimp), 1075 nucleotides. RefSeq lists its product as uncharacterized. The transcript has 6 exons. NCBI's taxonomy places the organism in Eukaryota, Metazoa, Arthropoda, Malacostraca, Decapoda, Penaeidae. The coding region runs from base 167 to 709 and encodes 180 amino acids. The record is from RefSeq and is a predicted model, not a curated record.
ACCGAUAGCAUUAAUAAGGAUAAAAUAAUCAAGAUUCGACCAAGAGGGUUGCCAUGUAUGCUUAGACUCAUCCUUUUAAGUAAAGGUAUCCUAUCCUCGCAUUCAGUUGAGAACCUGUUGCGGGACUUACAAGUAGCAUCCACACAGAACAUCCACAGCCUCCAGGAUGGUAUGGGAACCUUCAUCGUGUUGUGGGAUCGGCAGGAGGACAGCCGGUUACAUCAUAGCCUCCAUUACAGCCAUUUACUGUAUAUUUGACUCGGUUCUCACCCUUUACUAUUUGUCCAACGGGCAAUUUAAUUUGUUCAUGGAAGACUAUUGCAAGAAGCUGACAGAUGCUGAAUACCCAACCUCGAAUUGUAUUGACAUAGCGCACAGAACCUUUAAUGGAGUAAUAUCGAUCCGACUGGUGAUGGAGAUUCUUCAUAUCAUCUUUAGCUUCCUCCUCAUCCGUGGCAUCAGAACGAAAAAUCCACGUCUGAUGGUUCCCUACCUGGUGAUGAUGUUGAUUGCUAUCGUCUUGUUGACACUGUCUGCUGCAUUCAUAGUAGUAGUACUCAUGCUUUUGAGCGUCAGGAUUGGUAUGGUACUGGCAAUCAUCUUCGGAGGAGUUAUUUUCAUCAUGACUUACUUCAACCUCGUGGUUCGAGCCUAUUACAAGGAGAUAAAUGGACCUGUAAUGAAUAACUUCAAGACACUGAAAGCUUAAGAGAAAAAGAGCUCUGAGCGCAGAAUCCUGGACUACGUCGACGAGCAUCACCGAUAACAGGAUGUGAAACUUGAUUGCUGUGGUUGAUCUCGUGUUAAAUUUGGAGAUUCUCACAUAUUUCUUUUCCUUUUUUUAUCUUUAAUUGAAGACUGUUGUAUUUAAAUCCAAAGAUAUACAAAUUUUUAUUAAUGAAUAUUUUUAUCCUUCAGUUCAAUUAUUAGGAAAAUGUAUUCAUUAACCAUCACGUCCCUACUAGUAUUAGGCAUUUGUUAAGUGAAGGUUUACCAAAUGUUGCUGAAACGUUUGCUACUUGUCAUCAGAGUUAUUUUGUCAAUGUUUAACAAAUAAAAGCCCAAAAUACAUUUC